This is a messenger RNA of Misgurnus anguillicaudatus (oriental weatherfish), 816 nucleotides long. NCBI's taxonomy places the organism in Eukaryota, Metazoa, Chordata, Actinopteri, Cypriniformes, Cobitidae. The record is from RefSeq and is a predicted model, not a curated record.
AAGGGGUCGAUCAGCAUGAAGAAUCUUUCAGCAAAACAAAAUAUUUCAUUUACAGACUUUGAACUCAAUGGUUUUUACAGCCUUGAAUGGAGGCCUUAUUUAUUUAUCCCUUUCUUUCUGAUGUUUAUAUUGUCCAUAUCUGCAAAUUCUACACUCAUAUAUUUAAUCAUAUCUCAAAAGUCUCUGCAUUCUUCUAUGUAUGUGCUAAUAUGUCUUCUGGCCAUUGUGGACUUAAUAAUGCCAGUCCUGUUUGUACCUAACAUGCUUGUUAACUUUUUAUUUAACUGGACUGGGAUAUCUUUAACUGGUUGCUUGACCCAAAUGUUUUGUCUUCAUUUUGUUGGAACAUUUCAGUCUACUUUGCUUUUAUGGAUGGUACUAGACCGUUACUUUGCUAUAUGCAAACCUCUUUAUUAUAAUAAAUACAUGGAAAUCCGCAAUUUUCUAAAUUAUGUCAUUGUUUGCCCCCUCGAGGAAUGCAGUCUUGAUCAUUUGCCUUGUCUUUUUGGCUGGAAAACUGCCAUUUGUGUAACAAAUAUUAUCGAUCACUGUUUUUUUGAACACAUGGCAUUGGUUCAGCUGGCAUGUGGUGAUAUAUCCAUUAAUAACUUCGUAGGACUUUUAACUGCUUUUCUUAUACCAACAGCUGAUUUUAUUCUCAUUACAGCUUCCUAUGUUGUGAUUUUUGCCUCUGUGUUCAAAUCUAGUAAAGCCCAUGGGAAGGCCAUUAAUACAUGUAUUACUCACUUUAUUGUUAUGUCAGUUUCUUUGACUUUUGCCUUGACUGCAUUUCUGUCAUACACUGUAAAAAAUUAA